Molecule: messenger RNA, 1041 nt
Organism: Naegleria fowleri
Lineage: Eukaryota; Heterolobosea; Eutetramitea; Acrasida; Naegleriidae
Exons: 2
Coding region: 1-1041 (346 amino acids)
Source: RefSeq, a predicted model, not a curated record
AUGGAUAUUAGAAAUUCUCCUUUUGAUGAUGUGCAUGGUUUGGAGGAACGAUUUUCGAACAAAACUUUUGAUGUCAAUGAUGCAAUUGCGAGUAUUAUUCGUGGAUUAGCCAAGACAUUGAGAGGAGAGCUAGAUGCGCUUGAGGAGGUCACCAAUGACACCAAAAACAGAGAGCAAGAGGCAUCAGAGUCCUUAAAUCGAUUCAAAAGAGCUCUUCGAAGAUUUAAGGAAGUGGUGAUUCCUGCCAAUAAGCCUCACCUAUUUUUCGUGAAUCAUAUGGAAGCAUUUUCUUCUUUAACCAGAGAUGUUGUGGGUUUACGAGCAUUGGAAUAUUUCAUGUUAUGGUUAAUUAACUUAACUCGUGAUUAUCGAAAUAUUAGAGUAUUAUUGACGUGCUCACCCUUAUUUUACUAUGAUUUCAUGAUGGAUAUUCCAUUCAGAGAUAAUUUACAAAUCAUUGGUUUAGGUGAUUUACCAAAACAUGAGGCUCAGAGUGCCUAUGAAAAAUUUGUUUCCUCUUUUUCGUGCCAAUUUAAUUCAAAAGAAAAACCAAUUCCAUCUCCUCCUGAUUUUGAGCAAGUUUACAGCAUUUUAGGAGGAAGACUUCAUGAUUUAAGCAAAUUUGUUGAGCUUUACUACACCACUCAACAAAAAGUAGAAGAUUAUCCUGAUCUAGGUGCCACUAUAUCUAAAUUCUCACAAGUUCUAUAUCCAGAAUUGUAUGGAAAAUUACUGAGAGCGCAAGUUUCAUCUCCUGUUUUAUGGGAAAAGGAGCAUGUUGUCACUGCAUGGAAAAUGCUUCUCAAUGCACCCAAUCAUGUCGUUCCAUACGUGAAAUUCAUUGAACAAAUUCCUAUGAACAUUUUUUAUUCGAUGCUUCGGUAUGGACUUGUUUUAUUUCGACCUCAAUCGAGCGGAUAUUGUGAUUUUGAAAUUUGUAAAAAGAUGGACACAGUUACUUUUAGAAGACCACUGGAUAAAAUUGCUGCAAAAAAAGUGCUCGAAAAUUUGAAUGAAAACAGCCUCAAUAGUGGAUUUUAA